AUGGCUGACUCCCUCACCGAAGAGCAAGUCUCCGAAUUCAAGGAGGCCUUCUCCCUCUUUGACAAGGACGGCGAUGGUCAAAUUACGACCAAGGAGCUCGGUACCGUCAUGCGCUCUCUGGGGCAAAAUCCCUCCGAGUCGGAGCUUCAGGACAUGAUCAACGAGGUCGACGCUGACAACAACGGAACUAUUGACUUCCCUGAAUUCCUCACCAUGAUGGCUCGUAAGAUGAAAGACACCGACUCCGAAGAGGAGAUCCGGGAGGCCUUCAAGGUUUUCGACCGCGACAACAACGGCUUCAUCUCCGCCGCUGAGCUGCGCCAUGUCAUGACUUCGAUCGGCGAGAAACUUACAGACGAUGAGGUUGAUGAGAUGAUCCGCGAGGCUGACCAGGACGGCGAUGGACGCAUUGACUACAACGAAUUCGUCCAGCUCAUGAUGCAGAAGUAA
Molecule: messenger RNA, 450 nt
Organism: Colletotrichum graminicola M1.001
Lineage: Eukaryota; Fungi; Ascomycota; Sordariomycetes; Glomerellales; Glomerellaceae
Product: calmodulin
Exons: 7
Coding region: 1-450 (149 amino acids)
Biological process (GO): spindle pole body organization
Cellular component (GO): central plaque of spindle pole body
Molecular function (GO): calcium ion binding; enzyme regulator activity
Source: RefSeq, a predicted model, not a curated record